AUGGUACUGAUAACGUAUAUAUGUAUAGGUAGAGGAUUUGUGCUGAUAGCAGUUGUGCCCGGAUCGCAAACGAAUAGUACUACUUCUGCUACCACCCGUGCCGAUACAUCUACUACAGAUGAUGGAUUUCUGGAGACUGGAUUUGGAUUUGGUGGUGAUAUCGGCAUCGUAGUGGGUGCAGUACUGUUGUUGAUCAUAAUUGUUGUGAUUAUUUCGGUGUCAAUUUACUGUUGUGUGAUGAGAAAGAAGAAAGAAGAAGAAAACGUCCAGCCACAGCUAACACUGAACGGCGUUGAUCUACAACAAAUGUCCGCUGAGUCACCAAAAUCUGCCACAUUCGGCCCUGCUGUUUCGCCAUAUCAACCAAUCUAUCAACAACAACCAAUGGGAAUGCCAACUCAGUCACAGUUACAACAGCAAUUGCUGCCAAUAACGCAGUUCCCAGUUCAAUCACAGCAACAAGUACCCUCUCCUAUACCCAACCCUCCACCUGAACCAAUUGAAAAUCAGCCCUAUUUUGGUGCAUUGCAGAGUUCACUCGAACCCUAUCUGGCACAAGCCGAAUUGGCCGAAAGAGAGCAAGAUUUGAAGGAUAAAAAGCGUAAAAAGAAGAAGCAUGCUGACAUCGAGCCAGAGAAGCCGUUCAUAAUAUAUGAUUGUCAACCAAUCGUUCCGCCAAGUUCGAUCGCAUCAUCGCAACAACCACCUCCGCAGUCUUAUCCCUUCGACCAAACCCCCUCAACACCCUAUCAACAACCGGAUCAGCGAAUCAUCUCAGAGCCUCAAUCCACAAGUGAAAGCGAUUAUCCUUAUGGGCAACGUUCAUUUUUACCAUACGUAGCCCUUUCACCACAUAGUGCAUCAACCAACGUAUACUCUUUGUCGCAGCGUGUUGAUCAUCUCUGA
Messenger RNA from Anisakis simplex (herring worm), 906 nucleotides. Lineage: Eukaryota; Metazoa; Nematoda; Chromadorea; Rhabditida; Anisakidae. The record is from the annotation of a GenBank genome assembly.